Electrophorus electricus (electric eel) is the source of this 4473-nucleotide messenger RNA. RefSeq names its product CUGBP, Elav-like family member 4 (gene celf4). The record is from RefSeq and is a predicted model, not a curated record. Gene Ontology annotation, molecular function: RNA binding. Lineage: Eukaryota; Metazoa; Chordata; Actinopteri; Gymnotiformes; Gymnotidae.
GUAGCUGGAAGCAGGGGCGAGAGGAACGGAGGUGUAAAUAGAAAGCGAAAGCUCUCGGUCUCUCUCCCUUUUAUUAAAUGAAGGAAUGAAUUAUUGAAUAAGACACAUAUACAGGGAACACGCCUCCGCCGGGACAACCAAACGCCGAAGCUUUUGAUAUUUAACUUGCUCGAUGAUACAUGUUUAUAUGUGUAAAUAUUUGCCUGGGUUAAAACUAGAUUAGGACUUGCACGUCUGAUCCCACGAUCGUUUAAAGGGGACUUCAGAGGACUCUGCAAACGACUGCCGCCACACACGAUCGCCGCCGCCGAAACUCAUCGCCGCGAAGAUGGCAACUUUAACGAACGGACAGGUAGACGGCACGGUGCACGGAGCGGCCAGCACGAACGGGCUCGUGAAUGGAAUAAGCCACAGUCACGGUCCCGCGAGCUGCGCCACCAUCCCUAUGAAGGACCACGAUGCCAUCAAACUCUUCAUCGGACAGAUACCCCGCAAUCUGGACGAAAAGGACCUUCGGCCACUCUUCGAGGAAUUCGGGAAGAUCUACGAGCUGACCGUGCUGAAAGACCGCUUCACCGGCAUGCACAAAGGCUGUGCCUUCCUCACUUACUGUGCGAGAGAGUCAGCGCUGAAAGCUCAGACUGCCCUCCAUGAGCAGAAGACAUUGCCUGGGAUGAACAGGCCGAUCCAGGUGAAGCCGGCCGACAGCGAGAGCAGAGGAGAAGACAGAAAACUCUUUGUGGGUAUGCUGAACAAGCAGCAGUGCGAAGACGACGUCCGACGCCUCUUCGAGUCCUUCGGUAGUAUUGAGGAGUGUACGAUCCUCCGGGGCCCUGAUGGAAACAGCAAAGGUUGUGCGUUUGUGAAGUACUCAUCCCACGCUGAAGCUCAGGCGGCUAUCAGUGCCCUGCACGGCAGUCAGACCAUGCCUGGUGCCUCCUCCAGUCUGGUAGUGAAGUUUGCAGACACUGAUAAAGAACGCACCAUUCGUCGCAUGCAGCAGAUGGCUGGUCAGAUGGGCAUCUUCAAUCCUAUGGCCCUUCAGUUCGGAGCGUAUGGAGCAUACGCACAGGUUCAGCAGCAGGCUGCUCUCAUGGCGUCCGUGGGCCAGGGCGGCUAUCUCAGUCCUAUGGCUGCAUUUGCUGCAGCUCAGAUGCAGCACAUGGCCACAAUCAACGGCCUGCCUGGUGCUCCAAUGACCCCCACAUCAGGAGGAAGCACACCCCCUGGCAUCACUGCUCCCACAGUGACCAGCAUCCCUUCUCCAAUUAGUGUCAAUGGUUUCACUGGACUGCCCCCUCCACAAGCCAAUGGCCAGCCACCUGCAGAAGCAGUGUUCACCAAUGGGAUUCACCCUUACCCAGUCCUGCAGGAGGUGGUUUUUAGGGAAGACUCGGAGAAGGGCGGCCUGGGUGUGACCCAGCGGAGUUGUUUUGGGGUUCAGGGAAGCUGCUUCCUCUCCUCUCUCUCUGAAGCCCAGAGUCCCACGGCAGCUGAUCCCCUUCAGCAAGCGUAUGCAGGAGUCCAGCAGUACGCAGCAGCCUACCCAGCUGCAUAUGGACAGAUCAGUCAGGCCUUUCCUCAGCCCCCAGCCCUUAUUCCACAGCAGCAGAGAGAAGGACCAGAGGGUUGUAACCUGUUCAUCUACCACCUCCCUCAGGAGUUUGGGGAUGGCGAGCUCAUGCAGAUGUUCCUGCCUUUCGGUAAUGUCAUCUCCUCCAAAGUGUUUGUGGAUCGGGCGACAAACCAAAGUAAAUGCUUUGGUUUUGUGAGUUUUGAUAACCCAGGCAGUGCCCAGGCUGCUAUCCAGUCCAUGAAUGGCUUCCAGAUCGGCAUGAAGAGACUCAAAGUGCAGCUCAAACGGCCAAAGGACGCCAACCGCCCAUAUUAGCCCCGCCCCCAAACUCCCCUCACCCUGGGGGUGAAGGCCACUGAGGCACACAGAGAACAACAGAGCUGGAUCACAUGUUGAUAACAUGAAUAAUGUUAAUGAAACACAAAAGAACCACAAAAGGACAAGCUCGUCGCGGCUGGGGGUUUGACGUGCAGUUGGAGGUGUGUCGGACACGUGGGGAUUCCUCUCACACCGCCACCGCGAAGCUCAGUGAGCCUUCAGAACCUCAGUGGCAACUCAGGAGAGCCGCCGUGUUCUACAGCCACACAGGACUCCCUUUCUGAGUCUCCACAGCCUGCCUAGCAGAAGCCCAUCUCACACAGGAACACACGGACGAACCACUUAAAGACCAACAAAAUAUCACCAACAAAGCAGAACGCUGUAAGACCUUUGGAAAAGCCUCAGAACAAACAGACUCCAAAAUCAAGGCAUGAAGGGGGGAAAAAUAUUUUAAAAAACUAAUUAAAAAAAAAAAACCUUUUGAAACCUAACUUGUGGGGUGGGAGUCAUGUAAUAAGGGACUUGUCUUUGAGAAAACUUUUUCAAGAACUGUUUUAAAGAAGAAAAUAAAAUAAAAAAAAUAAAAAAAUAAAAAUAAAAACAUUCACCUUUUUGGAAGAGCGAAACUUUUGGGAGGAUGUGCCACUUCAGGACACAGACUGGCUGUGGUUGGGGAUGGCCAUGUUUACUUGGAGUGCCUGUCCGUUUCCAGAGGCUACAGCUGCCAUGACGACCGCAGCUGCCAUAGCGACUGCAGCUGCAGUCCCCUGCGAGACUUACCUGUCAUUCCUUAGUUGUGUAGGGACCAAAAGACCAAACCUUUUUAUCGAUAACAAAAAAAAAAGACUUGUAGCUGUAACAUACGCAGACCACUGCAUCUCUUUUGCUGUGCCAACGGGUUUAAGAGUUGUAUUUACAAAAAAAAAAAAGAGAGAUCUGUAUAAGUAGAAUAUAUAUGAAUAUAUGUAUAAAUGCAUACAUAUAGAUUACUGAUAUGCUUUUAAAUACUGGCAAAACUAUUUCAGAUGGCCCAUGGAGGUCGCUCACCGCUAGUUUACAAUUAUUCAAAAUGAAGACUAUUUAUUUUUUUCUCUUCUCAUGUUGUCUGUGGUGGGGUGAAGGGUGCGUGGGAAGGGUUGUUCCGUGUUGCAGCCUUACCUUUUCUAGAUCCACACCCCGCCCUUGUAGUUACGAUUCCAUCAACAAAAGGUUUGAGAUAUACAAACCUGUUUAUAUUUACCGUAGAUAUAAUAUGUAUUGCAAACUUUCAAGAAAUAUGUAUUCCUAUAUAUGCACAUGCCCUGCAAAUAUAUGGAUACAUAAGAUACUAAUCCCAAACUCAUAUAUAUGUAUUUAUAUGCAUAUAUUUUAUAUGUGUGUAUAUAUAUAUAGAACCAGCUAUUCAAUAUGUAGAACUGUAAUUUUUUUGUAGAUUUUAGCUGGUGUUUGAACCACAGCUCUGCUUGGACUUAACCAAUGGGAAGAGUCUCAUAUCUGGCAGCUCCCAAACUGCAGGCAUUCCUCUUUCUGAUGAACAUGUAUGCCAACACACACACACACACACUCACGCACGCACGCACGCACACUGAAACAUAUACACACAAAUAUGUGCGAUUAUUAUCGAUAGAUGUAUAUAUGUGCAUAUGCUAUUGACAAAUGCAAAAAGGCCUCCUCUCAUUUGAGAGUUUAAAGAGAAUCAGGCUUAAGAGAAUCAGGAGCAUUUGCACAGGAGAUAGGACGGAACUCUUUGUGUUAUGUUAGACAUAUCUGCCUCUCUGCCCUCCAGUGUAUUCCGCAAGCAUAUACAACUAUACGUCACACAUUGUGUACAAUAUACAAACAAACAAAAAAUAUAUAUACACAUAUAUAUACAGUAUUGCUCCAUUCAAACUGAGAGCUGGCUUUAAAUUUGGACAUGGCAGGUUGGAUCUCCUGCAUUAGUGCAUGUAGCGUUGGGCUGUCAGCAGGUUCAGGUGCGUCUCGUUACCCAGUGCCUCUGACAUUAGCACUGUGCUCUGAACACUGCUAGCCGCCAUUCUUUAUGAUGAUGUCAAACUCACGGAGGCACUGCUGUUUUUUUGUUGUUUUUUUUAAAAACAAAAAAAAACCAAAAAAAACAAAACAAACCUACAGCUCCUGUAAGUAAGCCUUCAAAUAUCUGUCGACAAGAAACAUCUGUAAAGUCUGCCAUCUGUUGUAACACCCCGCUCACGACUCAAGGGACAUUUUGCUUAGGGUUACAAUUAAGUGGGCAUUAUGUACAUGAUUUGCAAAGGUAUUGUAUGAAUCUACAUCCGCAGUGUGUUUACAAGUGCUGCUCGAAGAGCUCAAAUGUAUUUUGUUAGGAUAGUUUUUGCUUGGUCCUCUGGCUAAGACUUGGGGGUUGAGUUUGAAAUUUCUAGACACUGGUGAUUAGAAGGUAAAGCCUUUAUGAUUUUGUUAGGUCAUGCUCUGGAUUGAACUGCUGUAUUAUACAGAUGGUAAUACUGUAAAUAGUCAUUCUGAAACCAGUUGAUUCACUUUAUGGCUACAGUAAAGGGUCUGUACAGCAGCAAUAGAAUAAACAUUUCACUUUGGAA